Pungitius pungitius (ninespine stickleback) is the source of this 3374-nucleotide messenger RNA. RefSeq names its product forkhead box A2 (gene foxa2). The record is from RefSeq and is a predicted model, not a curated record. NCBI's taxonomy places the organism in Eukaryota, Metazoa, Chordata, Actinopteri, Perciformes, Gasterosteidae. The transcript has 2 exons. Gene Ontology annotation, molecular function: transcription factor binding; RNA polymerase II cis-regulatory region sequence-specific DNA binding; DNA-binding transcription factor activity, RNA polymerase II-specific. Bases 1704 to 2951 code for a protein of 415 amino acids. Gene Ontology annotation, biological process: regulation of transcription by RNA polymerase II; anatomical structure morphogenesis; cell differentiation.
AUUUCCAAGUUAAGCAGACGCUGUUAGUCCCUCGUCAACACGACAGGUUUACUUGCCUUUACUAAUGGGUCUUAUACUGAUAGUUAUGCUCUUGCGUAAAUAUGCAGUCAAAUAGAUGUACCAGCUACUGACACGUGGCUGGCACCGCACCGCAGCCUCGUGUCUGUAAAUACUGGACGGAUCUGUCCGAAGAAAACCAUUAGAUGAACUUGUGUUGUGGGUUAGGGUAGUAGCACGAUGGCAGACUACUAACAACAACAACAACAACAAAAUUAAUUUCAGCCUGAUGUAAUUUAGAAUGAGGAAUCCAGGGCGGACACGUUAGUAGGUGGCUGGACGACUCGGGAGGGUUGACAGCUUCCAAUAAACAGAUGUUUAUUGUGGCUUUAAUUAUGUGCAAUAUUUUUUAGUGCCAAACAUUUAAAAAAAAAAAAAAAAAACGUGCAUAGUUUGUAUUCAUUCUAAUACGUUUCACCGACUUCAGAACGACGGGACCAGACACCAUAAAGAAAAAGAAACCAGUUGGAGACAAUGUCCAAGAGGGGGCGCUCUGAAGCUGUGACUGGCAUAUUCCACCCUAAUUAGAACAUGUUGAAAACAGUAAUGCAGUCCACCCGAUUAGUACGGAAGAAUCAAAUCUCUCCUUUGUGGAAAUAUUGGUGAAAUCUUUGAGGAGGUAGAAAAACAACAACAACAACAACAACAUUCGAAAAGGUACAAAGACGCGGAGACCAGCCGAUUUGCAUCAGGAUUGUGUUUGUUAAACAGCACGAGACAAAGCGAAGAAAGGGCUUUUAUUUUCACAAAAGGAGUCAUUGGAGUGUACACUGCAGUAGCCGACUCAUGUGCACAUGCAUGCAUAAAUGCAGGCCCGCAUGCUAUUAUGCACCUCUGCAGGUGAAGCCUGACGUACAUCACAUACAUGAGUAACACGUGAACAGAUGCGCCCGGAAUUAAACCGCAACGCGACCUGCGAAAUGAUGAGUAAAUAGCUGUAAAAUAAGUUUUCCUUUAUUCGUACUGAUAAAUCUGCCCGUAUCUAAUCCAUUAACGUUUUCACGCGGUGUUUUGUUUACACAGUGAAUUAAUUAACAGCUGUAAGUUCGAGGCUAUAAAUUCCUUAAACGCGACGCAAUAAUAUCGCUUUGACAUUUCCUCUCAGCUGAAGUGGAAUAAACGCUUUUGCGGGUUGUGCGUCAUGAAAAGCUCACCAAAGAACAGACAUUCCUCUUUAUAGCUCUCCCUUUUUUCCUUUUUCUCCGCUGGCCCCAUCCAAAAUACAAUAGUUUUUUUCUAAUGAAGCUUUUUCUUAUGAGAAACUGUUCUUUUCAGCCAAGUGCAGGUGUACAAUUGGGUUGGAGAGGGGUGGGGGCUGGGGGGGAGCUUGAGGAGUCUCACGCCUAGGUGCGAGGAGAUUAUUCAAAUAGGGCCCAAGGCGUAGAAGUAGGGAUUGGAGGCUUGCCUGGCGCUCAGAGCUAUAUCACAGCGUUAACAGGCAGCACGGAGCGUCAUUUGAACUCCAGUCACUGACAGACGCAUUUCACGGCUGGCUCCGUAAGACACACAUCAACGCCAGUUCUCUUUGACGAGGGGACCCCUUACCCGAAGAGCCAAAUACACCCAGUGGUCCCAAAAUCUACUGCUAUUAGAGAGGCUUUGGGCUUUUCCCCCCCCGGCUGGGAGACGCUUUGUGAAGGUCCUCCAUGAUGCUUGGAGCAGUUAAAAUGGAAGGACACGAACACACCGACUGGAGCACCUACUACGCAGAGCCUGAGUGUUACACCUCCGUUGGCAACAUGAACACGGGCCUGGGAAUGAACUCGAUGAAUACCUACAUGAGCAUGUCCGGCAUGGGCACCCCCGCCAACAUGACGGCCAACUCCAUGAACAUGUCCUACGUCAACACGGGCAUGAGCCCCUCCAUGACCGGCAUGUCGCCGAGCACCGGCGCCAUGAACGGCAUGGGCGCGGGCAUGACGGCCAUGAGCGCAGCCCUGAGCCCCAGCAUGAGUCCCAUGACCGCGCAGCCCGCGUCCAUGAACGCCCUGGCAUCCUACACCAACAUGAACGCCAUGAGCCCCAUCUACGGACAGUCCAGCAUCAACAGGUCCAGAGACCCCAAGACCUACCGCAGGAGCUACACGCACGCCAAGCCGCCGUACUCGUACAUCUCCCUCAUCACCAUGGCCAUCCAGCAGUCUCCCAGCAAGAUGCUGACUCUGGCCGAGAUCUACCAGUGGAUAAUGGACCUCUUCCCUUUUUACCGACAGAAUCAGCAGCGCUGGCAGAACUCCAUCCGCCACUCUUUAUCGUUCAAUGACUGUUUCCUCAAAGUGCCCAGGUCGCCGGAUAAGCCCGGCAAGGGCUCCUUUUGGACUCUCCACCCGGACUCCGGCAACAUGUUCGAGAACGGCUGCUACCUGCGGAGGCAGAAGCGCUUCAAGUGCGACAAGAAGAUGAACCCGAAGGACGGCGGCCGCAAAGGCGGGGACGGCGGCUCCUCCAACAGCAGCUCGGAGAGCUGCAACGGCAACGAGUCCCCGCACUCCAACUCCUCCUCCGGCGACCACAAAAGGUCCAUGUCGGACAUGAAGACGAGCCAGGCCCUGAGCCCGGAGCACGCCGCCGCCUCGCCGGCGUCGCAGGGGCAGCACCUCAUGUCUCAGCAUCACUCGGUGCUGGCGCACGACGCGCACAUGAAGCCGGAGCACCACUACUCCUUCAACCACCCCUUCUCCAUAAAUAACCUCAUGUCGUCGGAGCAGCAGCACCACAAAAUGGACCUAAAGACUUACGAGCAGGUGAUGCAUUACUCCGGCUACGGUUCCCAGAUGCCCGGGGGUCUUUCUAUGGGCUCCAUGGCGGGGAAAGCCGGUCUGGAUUCUUCAUCCAUGGCCGACACAACGUACUACCAAGGCGUCUAUUCCAGGCCGAUCAUGAACUCCUCAUAAACUUUUUUUUUCCCCCCUCGACGUGACGUGGACUUUCUCCCCCUUCAGUUUGUACAUUUGUAAAAAAAAUAUAGAUUUUGUGUACAAUACGUAUUUCAGAUAUUUUUGACGUUUCCCACCGUUUUAGUUGUCGAGUUUGUUCGUAGCAUAAUUAUUUUGUUGAUGAUAAUGAAUAAAAGUAAAGAUAAUGUGACGAGAUCUGUUCGGCUUCAGGAAUGGACCCCAAAGAAAAACAACAACAACAACAACAACAACUUGCUGUAAAAUAGCCUCCAUCUGCAACUGGAUUCCUAUAUGAAUUUAAAUGCCUCGCAGGAUUUCUUCAAUCAUUUGUGUAAUUCCUAUUUAUGGCUUCUAUAUGUGUAUUCUUGUAGUGACAAGAACAGAAUCUAUAUUAAAGUGUUAUUGGUUUUGUUUUCUGAA